Messenger RNA from Stylonychia lemnae, 6663 nucleotides. The record is from the annotation of a GenBank genome assembly. Lineage: Eukaryota; Ciliophora; Spirotrichea; Sporadotrichida; Oxytrichidae.
AUGUUCGGUCAAUAAACAACAUUUGGUUAGACACCAAGCACAUCAGGCUUUGGUGCAUUCGGCUAACCCCAGCAACAGCCAUCUGGCGGUGGGCUCUUUGGAGGCACUUCAACUCCUGGAUUUGGAGGAACAAGUGCUUUUGGAGGAGCAAGUACAGGAGGAUUCGGACUCCUCGGAUAACCUCAAAGCAAUCCAGGAACAUCAUUAUUCGGAGGAGCUACAACUCAGACUUCAGGAUUUGGCGGCACAGGUGGAUUAUUUGGUCAAACUCAGCCAAGUACCCCAGCAUUCGGUCAAUCACAAGGAAGCUUUGGAGCCUUUGGAGGAGGUAAUGCUCCAAUCAACUAAGGAGCUGCAACAGGCGGAUUCGGAAGCUUUAGUCAGGCUACAAAAAGCGCAGGCUUUGGGGCUUUCGGACAGACAAGUCAGUCAACACCUUUUGGACAGGGAGGAGCUUUUGGUCAAUCAACAUCAGCUUUCGGCUAAACAUCAAGUGGACUUGGAUUCGGCCAAACUCAACCAUAAUAAAACUAACAGUAAUAACAAUAAUAAGCAAGUGAGAGAGGUUUCUACAAGCAAAUUCAACCAGUUUAAAGCAUAAAUUCCUGGGGUAACCAAUUUCAGUUUAAAAAUGAAUCAGCAGUUGAAGGUAACAAGGGCUAGCAAAAUCAGUCAUUUAAUAGCAUAAGAGUUGAGGGUUAGUUUAACUUAGUAUCAGGCUAAAUGCUCAGAUACUAUGAUCUAGUAAUGAAGAACACAGGUGGACAGCAAUAGAUUCCCAAUCAUGAAAGCUUAGCCAUGCAAGAGUUGAAUCAAAGUGGACAAAACUACAAAUUCUUACAAUAAGUGCAGGCUGGACCCUCAGCAAUGCUCGGAGGUUUAGCCAAUCCUUAGGGAGCUGGCGGUUUAUUCGGUGGAGGAGCAACUCAGGGAUUCGGAUAAGCAACUUCAACAGCAUUUGGACAAUAGAACUAACCAUUUGGAGGAACUCCAGGAUUUGGACAAAGCGCAGGACUUGGAGGACCCACUCCAUUUGGCAGCCAACCUUAAGGUGGAUUGUUUGGAGCCUCAACAGGUCAAUAAUCGUCAUUUGGAAAACCCUUAGGCUAGACAACAGGAGGAUUAUUUGGCUAAUAGCAGCAAUAAACAACUACACCAUUCGGUCAAACUACACCUUUUGGAGCAAGCGGUGGUGGUGGAGGAGGACUUUUCGGCCAACCAUAAUAACAAUAAUAACCAGCAGGAGGUGGUCUUUUUGGAGCCACGCAAAGUACAGGAGGAGGUCUCUUUGGACAACCAUAGCAAUAACCAUCAGCAGGUGGCAGUCUCUUUGGAGGAGGUUAGUAAUAGUAAACAAAUCUUGGUGGAGGAGGACUAUUCGGCAAACCAGCAGCAACUGGAGGACUCUUUGGUUAGCCUCAAGCCACUUAAUCUACAGCCUUCGGAUAGCCAGCUGGACAAUAGCCUUCAGGAGGAUUAUUUGGAUAAUAAUAAUAGCAACCAGCAGGAGGUCUAUUUGGUCAGUAAUAAUAAUAACCAGCAGGCGGUGGUGGCUUAUUUGGACAACAAUAGCAACAGUAAUAACCCGGAGGUGGCCUUUUCGGAGGAGGAGCUUCAACUGGUCUAGGUGGAGGACUCUUUGGCGGAGGUUAAUAGCAGUAACAACCAUCUUAAACACCUAGCUUAUUCAAUCAAACUUCAACUGGACAGCCAGGAGGUGGAGGUCUCUUUGGUGGCGGUGGUGCCACUCAACAAAAUGGAGGCGGACUAUUCGGAGCUAAGCCAGCAGGUUCUUCUUUAUUUGGAGGUGCUUAAUAAUAACCAGGAUAAUCCUCACUAUUCGGUGGAGGUGGACAGUAACAACAACCAGCUGGUGGUGGUCUCUUUGGAUAAUAACAGCAACAGCAACCUGCUGGAGGUGGACUAUUCGGAUAAACUCCAUCAACAUCACUAUUUGGAGGAUAGUAGGCUGCAGGAGGACAACAACCAUCCUUAUUUUCAAAGCCAUCAACAGGAGGUGGUCUCUUUGGCUAAACCACUUAAGGAGGAUCUAGUUUGUUUGGAGGAGCAACUCAAACACAACAACCAUCAACUUUAGGAACAAGCAAUUUGUUCGGUGGACAAUCUUAGAAUCUUUACGGCUAGCAACAAACUGGAGGUUUGCAAACACAAAUGCAGCAGCCUCAGAUGAUGAACCCUUACUUGCUGAUGAGCAAUGAUCCUUUUGGUUUAGGAGAUACCCUCUCAAAGGAGAGUCCAUUUGCAAACAUUGAUGCUGAACUCGAAAAGCUUAAGCAAAACUAGAAAAUUGACAAUCAGAACCCAUACAAGGAUCUUCAAUUGACUUCAAGCUAAACUACCAAGGAGAGUGAAGAUCUCUAUGGAUCAGCUCCUGGAGGAGAUGAGGAUAGAGAAAGAGACAACUACAAUGAUCAGCUAAUGAGAAAGUACAAGUAAUACUACUAGAGCACUGAAUCAGAUGUCUUAUCUCAAGCGGCUCUAGGAUAUAAUAGACCUGGCAAAAUGUUCAACGCUUAAAAGGGAUUCAUUAACACUCCAAGCACUAGCUUCAAGGCUUCAUACACUCCUGGGCUAAGCCAAUCAAGCGUCUUAACUAAAAGAUCCUUAAGACCAAGCGAUGAAUACCCAAGACCAGAAUCACUUCAUGAUAGAUUUAGCAAAUAGUAAGAUCAGGAAGAAGAUUUAUUGACUACUCAAAAGUAACAUCCAGUUCCAAGCAAGGAUAUCAUAAAUAUUUCAGUAGUCAUCCCAGACAUUCAUGAAGGUCAAGAGCCUGAUCAGUAUCAAAUAAAGAUUCACUUGUCAAGAGAUGUUAUGGACCUCUACUUUAAGACUGAGCAAUACCUCAAAUCAACAAUCAACUUCAAUUCAAAUGACACUGAUCUAAUGCUUCUCUAUAGAAACUAAAUCCUCAAGAAGGAUCUAUCACUAAAGGAAGCUGGUAUUCAGCAAAAUUGUUCUAUCUAUGUGCUUACUUAGUCAAAGUUCUACCAGCCAAAGAUCUAAGAGACUAAACCAUAAGAGUAUCAGCAAGCUGCACCAAAGGAGGAUGACUCAAACCAGCUGAUUCCCAAGUAAAUGAUUCCUAGAACACCAAAGGCAGGAUAUUAAACUUAGCCUGAAUUUUUAGAAAUAGCUAGAAUGACUCUUAGGCAGGCUAGAAAUGUCAAGAAUUUCAAGAUUUUCAAUGAAUUCGGUAGCAUUUAAUUCGAUGGAGAGACAGAUAUUACUGAAGUAAAUCUAGAGACUACUGUAGCUAUAAUGCAAGGAAGAGUCGAGGUUUAUAUGGACGACGAUAAAACUACAGUCAAGCCAGAAGUAGGUUUGAAGCUGAACAAACCAGCGCUAAUCACUCUUUACAAUAUGGACAUUUUAAAGAAGAAGACCAUUUAAGAGAAAGUAGAUGUUUAUAAGAAAGGAUGUGAGAAACAAGGAAGCAUGUUUAUUUCUUAUGAUUCAAAUAAGAAAAUCUUAGUGAUGAAGGUAUAGCAUUUCACCAAGUAUGGAUUUGAUGAUGAUGAGGAAUCCGAACAGCAAGACGAUGUGGCUUUUGACGAUGCUUAGAAUUCUAGAUAGAUGAGUGGCUAAGUCCCCGAAGGUUCUGUCAUAAGUCAAGACUAGCACAUCAAUAUUAAGGAAACCUAUCAGUUCCCAAAUAAACUUUAUAGCGAUCCCAAUCAUGUCAUUCAUCCCAAAUUUGCUUAAAAAUUGAUAGCUUAGGAAUAAGCUCAGUAGAUUGAUAAGCUUUUCACAACUUAACCUAAGACUAGCUCCAUUUUCGACAAAUAAAAAGCUUAGAUACAGCAAACAAGUGUUCCAGUUUAUGUUGAUCCAAUGGUGAGAGUCGAGAAAAAGCAGGACCAGAACUUCAGCGGCAUGUUCAAGUCACAGUAUGAAUCGCAGGGUUCAAGUCUGUUCAAGACUAAUCAAGUAAAGAUGCCAGCACCUUCUAACUUUACUCUUGGCUAGCAGUAACCACAGAUGAUGUCUCCACCUCAGACUAUUUCAGAGAAUUCAAUUGUGCCAAAAAGGCCAGUUUAGAAGGAGGAAGAAGGAGAUGCUAUGUUGAUAGACUAUGAAAGAAUGUCUUAGUAGAGUCAAACAAAAAGAAGAUUUAUAGAGGACACUUAAUCCUACGGAGAAGAAUCUAUGGAUUAUGACAAAGGACCUCUAAUAGAUAUUAGAAAGUCAAAGCAAAGAUAAAACCUCAGAACUACCCAAGCUUUGAAUGACAGAAAGGCAAGAGCAUUAGAAUUGAGACAAAAGAUAUUGGAUAAAAAGCAAGAAGAGCCGAGUCUUCAACAAUUAUUCACAACUCAUGAAGAUUUCAAGGUACAAUCAGCUGAUGAAACUAUUAAGAUCUUGGCAGAUCUUGGCUUCACUAAUGAUGUCAGAAAGCUAGUAAAGCCUGUUAAGAUGAUACCUUGCAGACCAGUAUUCACUCCAAAUGGAAGUCUGCUUAAAGUUACCACUAGCAACCAGAUCAAGCAAGUGAAGAUUCCUUUAGAUAAGAAAAUCAACUUAAAGUAGAAUGAAGAAGCAUAUAAAGGUGUGUCUGACAUCCUAAUCAAGCAUGGAAGCUUUAUCAUUGAUAGAUAAGAGCCUAAUCUCGGCCAGAGAUUUGACAGUCUUCAUUUGCAAAGUCAAAUGCCAUAACAACAACUGCAAAAUCAACUUAACUAUCUCAUUCCACAGUCAUUCGAUGAUCCCUUCAUAGAGAGAACUCUAGCAUCUACCUAAGUAAAGACCCUAGAAUUCUAAAGUGAUCCUACAAUAAUAUUCUAUUUCUUGGAAGACUUGGCUAAGCAUCUAAUUUAAUAGAUUGAUUCUCAAACUCUAGAGUUAGUGUAAAAACUUUCUGAGGAAUUCUAUGUUAUAUGUACUUUAAAUGCUCUAUUUGGAAAUCCUUGCAUUCAAUUAGUCUAGCUACACCCAGAUUUCAAAGGAUUAAAUAACUACAAUAAAGCUAGAAAAAUAUUCGGUUAGAAUGGAUUGAGAACUUUCGAAGAUGGACAUACUAUUUAAAUCGAAAAGCAGAGAAGAAAUGCACUCACUGAAGUCCUCAGAUUCAUGUGCUAAUAAGAAUAUAAGCUGCCUGCAGAUCUAAGAAAUAAACUUGACUCCAAAGAUCAUGUCUACCAAAUAGCUCAGCAUCAUUUAUUCAAUGGUGAUAUCAAGUCUGCUUUGGCUCAUUUAAACAAACACGGUAAGGCUAAAAUGGCAAUGCUUGUCUCCUAAGCUAUGACAUCUACCUCCUCAAGCUAGUACCUUGACAACCAUGUUAAAAGUAAUCCAAACAUUUAUGGCAAGUUCAAGUAGCCAGCCAAAGACUUUAUUUAGUUCCUCAGUGGUCUUUAAGAUACUUAAAAUCUAGGCUAAAGAGCAUAAGAUUGGGCUAGAUGGCUUCAAUAUUAUCUUACCAUUAAAAUCACUCCUAAUAAUCAGCUAUCAAGAGCACUAGAUUAGUAUGAUAAUGAAGUCUAUAAGCAAUAUGAACAAGCAUCACCCUUGAAUGGACAUAGAUAUCCUCUCAUAUAUUUCCUGAUCAAACUAUAUCAUGAACCAGCAGCCAGAAAAUAAAACUUAAUCAAAAAUCAUCUUGGAGAGUUUGUCAAUAUUGAGCCUACUAGCAGACACAAUGUACAGGAUCACAGAUUGCAGCUAAUUACUGUGAUUGUACUCUACUAUGUUCAGAGGCACUACAAGAUCAGAGAUGACUAGUAUGCCAGUAAAUAUCUAAACUUUGAAAUCAAAGAAAGUAUACUGGCUAGACAUGCCAUUCAAUAUGCACAUUAACUUCUCAGACAAGAUGACUGGAGAUAAGCUCUGCUUAUCACUUAGAUUAUUCCCUCUCCUUCAAUCAAGAUUAAAAAGAUGAUGAUGUUCCAAAUUCUUAUUUAAAAAGCCAAUCAUUUUCUGCAUCAUUCUUAUAUGUUGACUAACUUCUAUCAUGUAGAGAGGAGCCUACAUGUUCCUAAGUCACUUAUGAAAGUAGCUAGAGCUAUCUACUAUCAGAAUAGAUUCCAUCCUGAGCAAGCCAUGUACGACUGGCUAGAGUCAGACAACUUGGUGCAAGCUCAUCGUUUAUUUGUUGAUAAACUAGCUCCACUGUAUUUCAACUUAAGAAAAUGCUCUGACCUACAAAUUUCUCACUAGAUGAGAGCUCAUUUCAACCUCUUUAAUGAAACUUAUAGCAAGAUGCUGCAGUUAGACAGACUAAAUGGCCGUGAUGUAAGAAGAGAUGCUCUCUAUCAGUUUAUUGCUUAUGUGGAAUGUGCUUCUAGAUCAGAAAACCCAGCAGAGAUAGAGACUUUGAUGAGAAAUGUUGCUAAUGUACUAGGCUUGAAGCCUGAACUUUAAAUCAACAACCUUCAAAGAUACAUCUGGGAGUAUUUAUUGAACGCUGAUAGAGCAGCAAAAGCUAAGAACCUUAAUCACGACCUUACUGAUCUUAUGAGAACUAAGACCUUCAGACAGAGCUUUAGCUAUAGAAACAACCAGAGUUACGAACCUAUGUUAGAACUCACAAAUUUAUACUCAGAUAAUCCUUGCCUUCUGAAAUAUUUCGACAGCUUUGCAACAAACAACCUGACAAAGCUCAUUUGCAACAAAGUCUCACUAGAUAGUCAAGUGGCUUGCUGA